AUGAAUAGAUACGAAGCACAUAUAAAAAAGACAAUGACCCAAAGAAGAUCAGUGACAAAGAAGAAAAAGAAAUCAUCACCUACAUCUUAUACAUGGACUGACCUUUUCAAAAAAUAUACCUAUGAAAUUGCUGUUGGUGUUGCAUCUGGUCUUGGUUUUUAUAUAUUUGAAGUUGUUAAAUUAAAAUGGAAAGGAAAUUAA
Messenger RNA from Cavenderia fasciculata, 201 nucleotides. RefSeq lists its product as uncharacterized. The transcript has a single exon. The record is from RefSeq and is a predicted model, not a curated record. NCBI's taxonomy places the organism in Eukaryota, Evosea, Eumycetozoa, Acytosteliales, Cavenderiaceae. The coding region runs from base 1 to 201 and encodes 66 amino acids.